AUGCCAUCCAACCAAGGAGCAGUUGUUACAGGUUCGAGAAACUUGGAAAACCUUGUGUCGGUAAAGGAAACACCCUUUCCGCAAUUGGAAGAUGAUAUGAUUAUAUUGAAAGCGGUCGCGUAUGCUGUCAACCCGACAGAUUGGAAGCAUAUCUUGCCUGAGUCGUUCGCAUCGCACUUGACGUCCGAAAUCCUCAAAAAGCUAGGGCUAGGAGUCCGUAGUCUUGAGUGCGUGUUGGGCUCGCUUGGCUCCAGCGUCGGUUAUUUUGUUGGCAAAAGUUUUACAUUGAUUCAAAGAGGUGUCGUAGUCGGUUCUGAUGUAAGUGGUAUUGUGGAAUCAGUAGGUAAGAAUGUGACUAAUUUUGAAAAGGGCGACAUUGUAUCGGCAUCUCUCCAUGGUGGAAUGAAUAAAAAUGGUGGAUUUUCCAACUAUGUAAUGGUCAGUCCAAAUGCCACGAUAAAGUUUCCUAGAUCACAGAUACUGAGAAAGCCUUUAAGUGUAGGAAAACAUGAAAGUUCGGUCAUCGAUUCAUUUGAGGCCGCUGCCUCAAUACCUGUGGGUCUUAAAACUACUGCUUUAAGCUUUCAAUAUAAUCUUGGAAUUCCACCACAAGAGAGUGAGAAUAAAGAUGAUUAUCUCCUAAUAUGGGGAGGCGCCACAGCGACAGGCAUUAUCGCCAUACAAAUCGCAAAAUUAAUUUAUGGCGUCAAGGUGAUAACUACUGCAUCCCUGAAGCAUCAUGGCAAGUUGCAAUCAUUGGGUGCUGAUAAGACGUUCAAUUAUAAUGAUCUGGAUGUAAUUGAGAAAUUAAAAGAAGCAGGUGAACACAGAAUUAAAUACGCCUUGGACUGCGUAUCUUCGGUAGAAACCUUGCAGUCAGUUUAUGAUGCUACCGAGGGAUCACAGGAUGUCCGUAUCGAUAAUCUUUUGUUUUUGAACGAGAAAUCGAUAAAUGUGAAGAAAGGAAGAAAGGUUGUGUUCACAUCUACGAAUGGGUAUUUGGUUGAUGGGAGAACUCACUUCGGUGCCAAGGCUUCAACAGAGAUGAUAGACUCAUAUCUUGAAUUUUGGCUGAACUAUCUUCCCUCUGUGUUGGGCAAGCUUAAAACAGCUCCCUUGGAAGUACUACCGUUUGGCUUAGAGUCCGCGAAUGAAGGCUUGAAGUUGUUGAUCGAGAAUAAGGUUAGUGGGAGUAAGUUAGUGUUCCGGAAUUGCAAAGACUGA
This is a messenger RNA of Priceomyces carsonii, 1224 nucleotides long. Its product is annotated as zinc-binding alcohol dehydrogenase family protein. Lineage: Eukaryota; Fungi; Ascomycota; Pichiomycetes; Serinales; Debaryomycetaceae. The transcript has a single exon. The coding region runs from base 1 to 1224 and encodes 407 amino acids. Gene Ontology annotation, molecular function: oxidoreductase activity, acting on NAD(P)H. The record is from RefSeq and is a predicted model, not a curated record.